AUACAGCGCGGAUGGUUUCUUAUCUUGUAGUACCUUAAACUCUACGUCAUCGAGAAGACAAACGUAAGGGGGGACUUUUUGUGAAAGACAUACGCGAAAGUUAAAGAAAGAGAGCUGAUUAAGUGAGGAGAGUUGACUGAGAGGAGUAAAUUGAGGAUAAAUCAACUCUGAAGUGACAUUUUACGUCGAAGUGAGCGUUCAACGUGCGUAAAGUUUUAUUUUUAUCUGAUAAAUGGGGAUUAUUGGCAGAUGAAGUUGCGGUAGUUGCCUAAAAGCUUGGUAAAAGUGCUGAUGGAGUUGCUUUUGUGCCUCAUUUAGAAGGAAAUGGGAUUAUUUCCUCCUCCAUCACGGCUGCAGGCGCAGAAGUAAUCCAGUAACGUACAUCUGAGUGUGCGUAAUGAGAGAGAUGCUUGGUGGCCACGUCCCCUUGGAGACUGGAGAGACAACACGUGAUGAGCUUUACUUAUCAGGUUUAGAGGGAGAGAGACACCGAGAGAGAUAGUCAGAGAGGGGAGAGAGAGAGGGCAGAGUUUGGAGCCUGGAGAAGAAUUAAAACUUAGUUAAAUUCAUCAACAUUUUCUUCUCGACGACUUCUGUCCUCGACUCAUUCGGGUUUUUUUCUCCGGGAGAGGAGAGAGGAAGAGAAGCAGCAGAGGAGGAGGAGGUGGAGGAGGGAGGGGUGGAGGAGGAGGAGAAGCCGGAGUAAAGUUUGUCCAAGUUUGCACAUCCCUUCGGAAACGCCAUUUUGAUUCCUCUCCUCUCCGGAGCGAGUUUGCAGCCUCUCUCUCCCUUCUUUUUUUUCUUCAUCCCCCUUUUUUUUCAUCCACCAUCCCCGCAGUUCAUCAUCAUCAUCAUCGCCCCCACCACCACCACCAUCAUCAUCCUCGCCACGAUGUCUCGGCGCAAGCAGCCCAACCCCAACAAAGUCAAGCUGUGAGCAGAGGUUGCAGAAACACACACACAACAAACCCCGCCCCCCUCCCGCCCCGCCCUUCGAGACACGAGUGAGCGUUGAUUUACGAAAAAUAAAGGACGGCAGUCAUGGAAAACUCCAGUGAGGAGCAGCGGGCGGAGAUAAACGAGGAAGAGGCGGAGCUAACGGAGGAGAAGACGCACAGUAACCUCAAAGCAAUGAAUGGUGUGACGGAGGAUGCUGGGAGUGGAGGAGAGAAGCUCCAGAAUGGAGAUCGAGGAGGAGGAGGAAUCAUGGGAGCUGAAGGAGGAGGAGACCUGUCCUCCAUCAACGCCAUGAUGACAGCAGUGAUGUCAGUAGCAGGGACCAUCAACGGAGGAGGAGACGGAGAAGGAGGGAGUGGAGUUACGUCUGCGAACUCCUCCGCCGGGCCCUCACCGAGCCCCUCCCCCAGCAAGUCGCUCACAGCUGCCAUGAGAGCCCCGCCCAGCCGCAACGCACGACGUACCCAGGACACCAAAGACGACUCAGCUUUUAUUUGUCCCCUGUGUGAUAAGAACUGUCAGACACAACAUCAACUCACGAUGCACAUCAGACAGCACAACGCAGACACCGGAGCGACGGAUCACUCCUGCAGCAUCUGUGGGAAAUGUCUGAGCUCGGCCUCGUCGUUGGACCGACACAUGCUGGUCCACAGCGGGGAGAGACCGUACAAGUGUAACAUCUGUGGCCAGACCUUCACCACCAACGGCAACAUGCACAGACAUAUGAAGAUCCAUGAAAAGGACCCAGCCAGUGGUCUGCUCCCUGUCAGCCCCCCUUCUCCCACCAAACGCCGCCGUCCGUCCGUGAAGAGGAGGCAGGAGGAGGAGAUUGGAGAGGAGCCGCCAAAUAAGAAGGUGGUGGAGGAUGCGGUGUCGGAUGAGUUGGCGUCGGCGGUCCGAGGAGCUGAAGAGGAGCUGCUGCCCUGUCCGAUCUGCUUCAAGACGUGCAGCUCCAGACUGGAACUGGAUGCUCACAUGGACACGCAUCCAGACACCGCACUGAGGUGCGAUCUCUGCUGCCUGUCUUUCCGAACCCACCGUGGUUUGUUACGUCACAACGCAGGGGUUCAUAAGCUCCUCCCCCAGGAUCCGAACGGCCGCCCCUUCAUCCAGAACAACCCCUCCAUCCCGACAGGCUUCAAUGACCUCGCUUUCAUCGACUUCUCCUGCAAGAAGUUUGCUCAUAUCGCACAGGUCUGGUGUGAGACAAACCUGCGCCGCUGCAUCAGCAAGUUCCAUCGGUUUGUCUGUGAUUCCUGUGACAAAGCGUUCCCCCUUCGCUCUGCUCUGGACCUCCACAAAACCACGUCCCACUCCGACAAAGCCACCACAUCUGAAACGCCGGAGGAUGAGGAGAACAAGGAGAACGAGGAGGAGAAAACGUUCAUACCAGAGAAGAAAGUUGAGGAGACAGAAGAGCAGCAUGCCAAGCAAGCCGGUUUCAUGGAGGGGCUUGGUCUGCAGCACAUCUCCAAGGUGAAAUCCACUCCCACCGACGAUGAAAUCCAUCAGGCUCACCUGGACAGCAUCAAGGUGAUCCACGUGGAGCCCCCUUCCUCCAGCCUACCCCAGGAGCCAGCUGCUGCCUACCUGUCCGGAGGUCUGGGCCUGACUCUGGGGCUCAGUGCCGGGGGUCUGGCAGCUCUCAGCAUCCCGCUCCUGGAAGCAACUGCCUCUGCUUCUGCCUUGCAGGGCCUCAGUCAGCGGGACGCCCUCAGCCUGCUGUCCCUGCAGCCUUUCCCCACCGGCCUCCUCUUGCAGCCUGAUGGGGGCGCUGCCACUGGGAGUGCGGCCUCAUCUGGGGCGAAACCCGGGGAAGCAGGCGGUGCUGGGAUCAUGGAGCUGGCCGACAUUCAACAGAUCCUCAAAGUGGCAAGUGCAGCACCCAAUCAGAUGGGACUGACCCUCCCACCUCUUGCCAAAGCUCCGGGAUUUGCUGGAGGUCAAGGUCUGGUUCAAAAUCAGAAGGCGAUGCCUCCACUGAAGCCUAAACCUCCCACCACCCCUCGCUCCAGCCUCACCGCCACCACCCCCCCACCCCUCCAGAGCUCCCAACAGGCCUCACUGGGCUGCAUCAGCCCCAGCCUGCCCCCUCCCACCCCGUCUCUCUUCAAAACGCCCUCCUCUUCAGCCAGGAAUGGUGGGCAGCUGGACGCAGAGUGUAUGGGAGAUGCUCACACGCCUCUGUCUGACUCACCACCGGCCGCAACCACAGCAGUGCAUGAGGAGGCGGGGCUUAGUGGAAGGAAACCAGGAACCAAAGCAGGGAACGCCAUUGCUGGCUCAGCUAAAGGCUCGUACCCAUGCAGAUUCUGCGACCAGGUGUUCGCCUUCUCUGGCGUCCUGCAGGCUCACAUGCGCUUCCACCUUGGUAUCCUUCCUCACCAGUGCAACAUCUGCGACUACGUGGCGCCCGAUAAAGCCACGCUGAUCAGACACCUGCGGACGCACAGUGGUGAGCGGCCGUACGUCUGCCGGGUCUGCCAUUACCCGUUUACUGUCAAGGCCAACUGUGAGCGCCACCUCAGGAAGAAGCACGCCAAGACAUCAAGGAAGGACAUUGAGAAAAACAUCAAGUACGUGACGUCUACGACCACGGCUAGCAUUGCUUCAGCCAUCACUGCGGCAACGACCACCACCACCACCACCACCACGGACACAGAGACGGGCGUCACCGGAGCAGAGACCACCUGCAGGUUCUGUGGCGAGGACUUAAAGAGCUAUCGGGCGCUGCAGAUCCACCUCCGCACACACAAUGGCUGUCAAAGGAAGCCAUUCGAGUGUCGGCGUUGUGGAGCUGCCUUCCUUGCCAAACGGAACUGCAUCCACCAUCUGCUGAAGCAGCAUCCUGAGGUGCAGGAGAGAGAGAUCGAGGAGCACAUCGCAACUCUGCUGCCCACCCCUCAGUCCGUCUCCACCAUCACACCGGCCCGAGCCUCCGCCGUAACUCAGAUGGCGCUGAAUGGGAUAAGUCCGCCGGCGGUUCAGAUACUGCAGGCGGUGAAAGUGGAGGAUGUGGUUUAUCCUGCAGAACUGGACCAGCCGCUUGACUUCUCCGCCAAAGGUCGCCACAGCCAGACGGCGUCUCCUGGGGUCAAACUGGAGAGCAGCUCACCAACCUUCGACUGCUCUGCCCUCGACCAGCCCAUUGACCUGUCCAUACCGAGCAAAAGACAGCGGCGAGAGGCUGAGGGAGAGAGGAAGGAAAUAAAGACAGAGCAGAGCAGCGCUGUCGGCAUGGAGCAGCAGCUUCAGUCAAAGGAGGAGAAAACAGGAAGCUCCCUGCCUCCCCUCCACUCUCACCCACAGCUCGGCUGCUACCAGCUCCCCCCUGGGUCCACGCCACCACCGGCCACCCUCCCAAACAUCAACAAUGCCACCCGAGCUCAGCGCCUCAAACCUCUGCUCCCUAAACCCUCCUCCUCCUCCACCUCCUCUUCGCCAUCCUCCACCCACAAAGAGCUGCCUCCCCUGGCCUCCAUAGCUCAGAUCAUCCACUCUGUCUCUGGAGCUCCUGACCUUUUGAAGAGAGAGAACGCCACGCUGGACGGGAAGCAGCAGGGCGGAGUCUCCUCUCAGAGCGAAGCUGCUGCAGCUGCACCCGGAGGGAACGCUGCUCUGGAGACGCAGAAUGACGACACAACUGACGGAUCGAACAGGAAAAGAACCAGGAAGAAGCCAGCCAUCCUAGCAGCGAAGGAGAAAUCUAAUGCAAGCAGCAGUGGCAUUGACCUGGAGUCCAGCGGUGAGUUUGCCAGCGUGGAGAAAAUGCUCGCCACCACGGAUGCCAACAAGUUCAGCACAUACCUGCAGACCGGAGCCGCUGACCUCGGAGCAAAGAGAGACGUGGACAGAGCAGGAGGUGCAGAGGAGAAGGAGGAGGUGAAACCGGUGGCUGCAGCAGCCUCAACAGCGACAGUGGCAGCAGUGGCGGUCCCACAGACGAAAGGAAAGAAGAACGCUUACUCCAACUCUGUGCAGAAGAUGACAUGUCCUUUCUGCCCUCGAGUGUUUCCCUGGGCGAGCUCUCUGCAGAGACACAUGCUAACUCACACAGGCCAAAAACCGUUCCCCUGUCCCAAGUGCGAUGCCUUUUUCUCCACCAAAUCUAACUGUGAGCGCCACCUGCUGAGGAAACACGGCAUCACGCACCGAACACUGCGACGUAAUGGCGCUAUAAUCAAGAAGGAAGGAGAGGAAGGUUCACACGAGAGCGCAGAGAGUCAGUCAGAGACAGAACAGCUCACACCAGAAGCACAAAACCCCAGCACCUCCACCCCCUCUGCAGAAACGGGCCCCGCACCCACCGCAAAGAGCCCGGCUCCUUCUGAGGACAAGGAGGGGCUGACGCCGCUCAGCCCUGCGCAGAAAACAAGCCAAGUUUGCAGCCCGGCUGCUGUCGUUGCAGAACAACAGGAGACAAACACUACAGAGCAGCCAAGCCAGCAGGGGUCGCCAGACACCAAGGCAGCAGCAGAAAAACCGCCUGCACAGAGCAGCAGCACCAAGGUGGAGUGCGCAGAUGAUGAUGAUUGCCACAGUAACAAAAGUCUGGACCUGAACUUUGGUAAAAAGCUCAUCGACUUCAAGCUGUCCACGUCAUCAGACGCCCCUCAGGAAGAACAGCCCUCCCAGUCUGCAUCUUCGUCUUCCUCCUCCUCAUCUUCAUCUUCCUCCUCUUCCUCCGCUCCACCUCCCCAAGCAUCAGACAGCCAAGAGAAGGAGAAAACCGUUACAGCAUCUUCCUCCUCCAGCAGCCCAGCGGUGAAGCAGCAGCCCGAGUACAAACACAUCUGCAGAGUCUGUAAGAAAAGCUUCAGAUAUGCCACCACCCUUGCUCGCCACGAGAGGGCACACCUCUCUGAGGAAUCACCGACUCCUGCGGCCAUAGAGGAGAACCAGCAGGUGAAAGAGGAGGUGACGGAGAGUAACGCUGUGAAACCAACAGAAGAGAAGGAGGAGAAGAAAGAGGAGGAGCAGAAGAAGGAGACAGAGACAGAGGAGGAGGACGGAGGAGCGAGGGGAGGAAAGAGCGAUGGAGGAGAUAGCGGAGAGUCUGAGGAGGAGGAAAAGGAGAAGGAGGAGAGGAGCGAAGAGGAGGCAUCAGAACCAAAGAGUUUAGAGGGAGGACGGGUCGACAAGAGGAAGAAAAUUUGUAAAGUCUGCGAUAAAAGAUUCUGGUCUCUGCAGGAUCUGACCCGACAUACACGCUCACAUACAGGUGAACGGCCAUACCAGUGUCAAACCUGUGAGCGGACUUUCACCUUGAAGCACAGCCUCGUUCGCCACCAAAGGAUCCACUUGAAGCCCCGCGGUGCUGACGGAGCCUGUACGGGAAACGACGAUGCUGCCAGCGAGGAUGGAGACUCAUGUGGCCCUACACCGACCUCCACCUGCCCGCCUUCGGAGAAUGAGAGUGAGUGUGGAAACAGCGCACCCGGAUCCAAGGAGCUUGAUGACGAGGAGGCGGAGGGAUCAGAAUCAGCUGCGGCAGAGGAAGACAACCCUGCAAAAACAUCUGAACCACCAACGACACCCGCUGCUUCUGGUGACAAAACAGAACUUUCCGAAGAUUCAGUAGAGCAAAUACCCUCUGAAGACACAACUCCCAAACAAGCUACUGACACAAAGACAACAGCCAACGAUGGGAAUUCAACGCCUGAAUCAAACACCUCCAAAGACCCCGCUCCCUCUUCCUCCUCGUCUCCUCCUGGGGAGUCCACUCCUGCAGACGGCUUCAUCCAAGGGCUGCUGGAGAUCCACGCCAAGCCCCCACUGGAGCACAUCCUGCCCAAUGGAGAGCCUCCUCUGGUGGGGGCAGACUGAGGGGGAAUGCCCCUGGCUUUCACCACAGUGCCAUACGACGAAAGGACGCUACACCAUUAUGAUGACGAUGCAAAAACCAGCCCGGAAACUUUUUGAUAGAAAUACAGAAAGGGGAAGCCCUCGUUUUCUUGAAGUGCCUUACUACUAGUCCUACUUCUAAGAGAUGUUUUUUGCUAUAUCUUUAUCUGCAUUAUUACGGAGGAUGGAUCUAAUUUUAUAGCUUUUUAUGAUGACAAUGAUUUGCAUUGCUAUUUUUUGUGCGGGGAAUCUAUAUUUCAGCAAUAAAAGAUUAAAGCUAUGAUUUAUUAUUGUCUAGAUUCUGUUCGAGAAUUGAUGAUCAACUUAAGAAGACGCAGAAACACGGACAAAGACUGAAUCUGCGUUUAUUCUUCUGUAUUUAAAUCACAGCUGAGACUGAACAAUUUAAAAAUUUGAACCAGCUUUGGAUUGAGAGAAAUCACAGUGGAGGACCUUUAUAUUUUCUCCACCAUUGGCAUCAGCUUUGAUUUAUGUUUUUUGAUAAAUUCACAAGUCGGAGGCUGCCAAUUUGGCCCGAUUUCACCAGCAAAUGAUGACUUCCACUGACGGCUGUCGUCGUCGAAAUCUGCGACAAAGGAAGCUUUUUGUAACUGGAAUAAAAAACACAAAAGACGGCGUAGUUUCUGCUAGCUUCCGCAUUAAUCCUCGUCUCGGCUGGCUCACAAAACAUUCACGAACUUGUGUAAGUCGCAGCAGAUCUCUGUUUGGAAACAGGACUCUUUAAAGGGCAGAAUAGUGUUGAUAAGUUUGUUUUCUCCAUGUUUUUUUUUUAAUCCAUCACACUAUUGAUCCCUUUCUCCCACAAAGCCUCCCUGUGAGUUUGUGUGUUAAUAAUUUGUCAUUCAUAAUCAUUCUCAGUUGAUUCCAUGUGUGUACAGAGAGUUGAACAUGUGGCACGUGAUGUUAGAGUAUUUUCAUUUUGGCAUGUGUGCGAUUAUCAGUGAAAUAUAGGUGUAGGGAGGGGAAUUCUUGGUUUUUUGUUGUUGGUUUUUUUUAUAUCUGAACAAAUCAAAAUUUCUUGUGUGCGAUUGUAUGUGAAUUCCACCUGUCUCUUACCGUCGCCCCUUAGUGUUUAUUUAGGGUUUAAUACAGGGCCUCUAGUGUGCUGACGUAUUUUGCCUCUAACACCAGGUUCAGUUUACCUCAACCUCUGCUUUAACUGCAACCAUAAAAACCACGUAUGAGCAACUCUGUAGGCAGCCCUUUAAAUCCUACGUCUUCCUAAACAUGGUUAGCAAAAAUUCUUGCUAGCCAGGUUUUCACUGUGCAAAAUCAAAGCUAAACAGGGCUAACUCACCAGCAUGAAUUCAAAUACAGUACAGCUAAUUGAGGUUAGCAUAUCAGAGCUAACUUAGCUUGCUCAAUUUCCCAAACAAGGCUGAUUCUCACCAGCCUGGUAUGCAUAAAAUAAAGGUAACCAGGUAACCUUACCUACCAGCGUAACUUUAAAUACCGUAAAGCUAGGCAGGGCUAACAAAUCAAAGCUAGCUUAGCUUGCACAAUUUCCCAAACAGAGCAAAACAAUGCUUAUUCUUGCUAGCCUGGUUCCCCAUGUGGCCAAAAUCAGACCUAGCCAGGGCAAACUCAUCAGUGUGACUUUAAAUAUUGUACACACUGACAAAGAUAACAUGUCAAAGCUAGCUUUGCUAAAGUACAAUUUCCUAAACAACAACAAAAAUCAACACUAGGUUUAUCUUUGCUAUUCUGGUUCCAACAAAAAGACAAAAUCAGAGCAAGCUAGGGCUAACCCAUCAUUUUAACUUCAAUUACAGAGUAGAAAGUCAAAACUAAUAGCACAAAUUUCCAAACAGAGCUAACAGAGGCUAACACAGCACAUCAGACAUGUAAACACAAAGCACAAGGGCUAAAAAUUGAUAGUCCUAUUUGUUUAACAGGCCUUAAGAAAUGUGGAAAAACUAGCUUAGUCUUUGCAACAUCUUACAAGGGGCUUUCUUUAGCUAUCGCAGCUGCCGUCUCAGCAGUAAAUAUAUCAAUAAUGAGCUAACAAAGACGAUAACGAGUGCUUACCGACCAUGUCUUGCAAAAGUAACCAUACUCGUUUUUUUCUUAGCAUGGCUGUUUUUUGUUGGUUAGUUUUUCAAGUUAGGCUUAGCUUUGUGCAGUGGGCCUUACAUUGUCAGAACUGGCCUUAAACACCCAACUAGAGCAAACAACAGCCAGACCAUUCAAGCUAACCAAGCUUAACUAGCUUGAUUAGCUCUAGCUAGCUUUAACAUAAAACCUGUGCAAGGCAGAGAGAGUCAGUUAUAGUAAACACUGGCUACAAAUGUGUGUUAACAAGAGGAAGCUCUCAAAUAUGACAAGCCAACAGUGGAUCAGCUCAUUUAACUAGUUUGGUUAGCUAAAAAUGAGUCCUUCAGAGAAAACGCUGGUUUCAAAUUUGUACUAGCGCAACCUAACAAACCUAAAAGGUAAAACAAGCUAACAAUGGAGUAGUUUGUUAGGCCUGGCUAGUUAUUACCCUAAACGUGAGCUUUUAAUGUGCCACAUGGUUAAACUAGCUCAGGCUGAGUCGAGCUAAGCUGGUAAAAAGCAUAUUUGGCUAACUUCAGACCUAGCAAAUCUCCUUCCAGUAUUAUUUUGGUAUCUUGAGUUGGUCCUGGAUGGCUUUAGAGCUGUUAUUUGGCCUCUGAUGUGAACAGACAUAAUUAACAGACUAAAGCAUAAAACUGCGACAUAUUAUCCUCACAGAAGUUAACAGAUAUUCAAAGACACGUGGUCAUGAAUUUGGCGGUUACGACAAUCAUUUGUAGUUAAGAAUUAAAACCAGAAACGUGCCCUUCAUUUUAAUCUUGGUAUAGUUUCGAGAAGGAACUUGAAGACAGGAGGAGAGGGAUGAAUGAACGAAUGAAUGGAAGAACAGAUGGAUGGAUGAGGGGGUUGUGAAUGAACGGUUUUACCCUACUGCACACAAACAAAAGUAAAAGGGCUAAAUCCAACCCCCUCACUCCAACCAGACCCAACAUUUCCACAACAGUAAAGGGUGGCGAAGUGCGUUUUUUUUUUGUGUGAAGUUAAAGAUAGCUAAUUUUUCUUGUACAUUUUUAUUUUUUAUUUUAAAUCAAGCAACCUCAAAACAAAUCAAACCUCAGCGGCUCAUAACGGAACUGUAAGGCAACGGCGGUCGGUCAUAUAGUCUGUCAAAAAAACGAGAGAUAUCGAACAACUGGACCGACUUUGUGACUGGCUGGGCGCUGCUGUGAACUGGCACUAACAAUUUCCAAAACUACUACUUACUUCUACUACUAGUACUACUACAGUGGAAUAUCACAACACAAUUAAGAGUGAAAGAGAAAGAGAGAGUUUUCAUUCCUAGGGUAUCCAAAACCUUUGACUAAAAUUGGUUAAUUUCUUCCAUUUCUUCAAUGUCAUUUCUGGUGAAAUACUAUGCCCUUCACCAAAUAAAGCUCUUCGAGAUAAGGCAGAAAGUUUAUGUACAGGUCCCCUCUUUGCAAAACUAAAUAAAAAUAAGGAAAAAGCAUUGAUUGGAUUUAGUUUAUUUCCCUGAAAUUUGGUCUGCUAGCAAGCUAAUUGACAUUUGUUAGUUUUUAUGUUAAAGUAGCAAUGAGUUUACUAAGAUUUUUGUAAAUUUGACCCAGUAAUUUCUGAUCUAUUCCAUAAAAAUUCGCUCUUUGUAUUCCAACUGAAACAUUUUUUUCCUUAACAAACAUUAUGCUAAAUAGUUAGAGUGCUAAAACUGGAGAGAUGCUUUCCUGGAAAAAUUUUGGUAGAUUUACAGUAGAACCCUCAGACCAUUAGAACAUUUUAAAAUCCUUUGUUUGCAGAUUAAAAACAAAAUAAAAUUAAGAUCUUUGACUUAUUUUUGAGGAGUUUUCUUAAUUCCAUGAGAGGUUGGUCAGCCAAGCAUGCUAGUAACUUCGUUAGCCAAAAAUAAGUUUGUAAUAUUUCUCAAAACACCUUUGUUGAAUUAAUUUUGAUGCUAUAAUUUCCCAGUUUAUAACCCCAAAACAUCUUACCUUUUUUGUGUCGAAAUUGAGGAUUUAACAAAAUCUACCAUGAGCCAUACAUUAGUGCUGCAGCAAUGGUUCUCUACGGGUAAGACGCUGAAUUUGCAUUUACUAAUAAACAGAGUAAACCAACAGAAUUUGCAAAUGUAUCAGUGUACUUAAAUUUAUUAUUUUGUGGCUUAAACUCUGUCUUCUGGGGGUUUAAGACAACUGUCUCCCUUUAUUCUACGUACACCAAAAUUAAUUUGCAAAGACUUCAGAUGAAGCCUGAAGACCCCAAGUGUUAUGUCUAAUAUCUUGCACGAAUUGGUUCAUUAUUACAUCCAAAAUUUGGCUUUAAAUUGGCAAAAUCAAGGAUUUACCCUUUGUUUUUAAGAUGCCAUACCCAGGAAGAGCUCUCUCUCUCUGUUUCUCAACUGUUCUAUGUUUUGUUAGCUCUUUCUGUUCAUCCUUCUCCUUGGGAAUGUGUGUUAAUGUUCUCUGUGUGUAUGUGGUGUGAGUGCACGGCCAUAUGAAUACUGGACUUCCAUUGGAAUGCACAUGGACUGUUUUUAAAUGUAUUUAUUUGGAGCCCAGGUGUGUGUAUUUGUAUGUUUGGGUGCGAGUUAGUUUCUACAAUGACUUGAGAAGAAGCCAUGUAUUAAAGAAUAUCACAAUAAUGCUGCAGAACUGUUUUGAGGAACUGAUGGUUUGGACUAACCGGCUCGCCGUUGGCCGGGGUGUGAAACGGACUAGCAAUAAGAAUCCCUCUGAAUCCAAAAAGCUUUAUGUAGAUCUCCUGUAUAUGAGUUGAGAACAGAUUGUGUGGGUGACUUGGUUCUGUUGUUUAUUUCUAGUUUGGCUGACAUGAUUUUUGUUGUGUUUAUUUUCUCUUUUUGACAUAUAAAUGAGUAUAAAACUGUGAAAAUCCAUUGUGUUCAGUUAAAGGGUGACUUUUAGGUUAGUUUCCUUAUUUUGCAUGUUAAUCUAAUUUGUUCGAUUAUGGAUGAUUUCUCCUUUCUCCAUCUCCUCUUGCUCUACACAUACGUAUAAAUAUAUAUAAAUAUGAAAUUAUAUAUAAUCUCGCUCUCAGGGUCUUUCACGAAUCCAUUAUCCGAAAUGCUUCAUGUUCUUAUUGCCUGAGUUGCAACUUGUUUUUCCAUCUCCUGAUUAUUUUGUCUUUUUUAAAAAUAAUGAUUCAGAACUGUCAAUCACUACAUUUAGCACUUGACUGUGAACUCGUCGUCUCCUAACAGAUGAAAGAUGUUUGAACUUCGGUGUUUUAAAGCCGGGAUAUUUUGACAUUUUUGCAUUGCCCUCCCCUCACUUUCAGACAUUUCUUCAAGAUCUUUCUUGCCUUUUUUCAGCAUUCUUUUUUGGUUAAACCCUUAAGUCCAGUUCAGACCAAAGAUUCACAACAAGACAAGUUGAAACUGGUUGCCUGGAAGUGUGUUAGCAUUUCAGCAUGCCUGGGUCCUUGGACUUAAAGUCGAUGGGAAUUUUGAACGAGUUUUUGAGCUCUGACUUUCAGGGUCUACUGGAUUUACAUAUCUGUCUGGCAUUUCUGACUUUCAAGUUUGGAUUUCCAAGAUCAACUGGAAGCCACCACGAGUCCUGAAGCAUAUUGGUUGUCAGCACAUCUGAUUCUGUGGACUCAAAGUCUAAAGAAGUUUCUGAAUCAAAAUUCUGACUUAAGGGCUCUUUCAGGAUCACAUACUUGCCUGGCAUCUCGAUACUCCCAAGUUUGCAGUUCAGCAUGUCUAGUUCCUUGGACUUAAAGUUUAUGGAAUAUGUAAAUGAGUUUCUGUUUCGAUGCUUUGAAUAAGGUCUGUGGCAAACACAACUUUUAGAGAUGUUUUUCUACAACGGCUAACUAAGACCACAAAGUCCAUUGACUGUGGUGCGGUUCUUUUAUAGUCUAGCUUUAGCUUUUUACUUAUGUUGAUUCCGUUACUUCAGCAAUAAUUAGAGUAGUGUUCAUUUGUGAUUAUCUUGAUGAACAAAAUAACAGAAACCAAAAACUCACAGAAAAAAACCCAUAGGCUUUUGGUCAAUGGAACUGAUGCAGUGCGAACACCUGGGUUGGCUUACAAACGAACGUCAUUACUGCAGCAUUCGAUACCCUGAGGGCUUGCGCCAUUUUCUUUUGACGGUUUCUCUCGGUUAUUCACUCAGCAGUUUUGUUGUUUUAAAGACUAGUAUCAACUCGUAUCCAGCUGAUGUCCUCUCCAGGCUCCAGUGGACUGAUUGGUGUACGAUGUGCCUUACGUUCUAAAACCAACUGUUGGCAAUUUGACUGCCAAGUCGCGGUCAACACCGUCGGCCAGCCUGAUUCCAACCACAGCAGUCCUCUGCAGCUUCCUUUAACUGGCCUUGUUGAGUCUUGUAUCUUUGGUCUGAGCUGGCUUUAGUUUAACUCCCGUCGUCAGAGUUUAAAGGGAACAUCAGAGAGGAGAAUUGUCCUCAAACACAAAAACUUAGAGAUGCUGGACCUCAAUCACUAAGCAUCCACACACGAUCACAAGUUUAUUUCCGGUGGUCGUGUUUCAAUCUUUACUUCCAUCCCCUUGUCUGUCCUCUCACCUCCUGCUGUUAGUAAAACAUGGCAGUGUUUCACAAAGUCAAGAGAUGUAAACCUGUUCUGUAUUCAACCCAAUAAGAAAAAGCAAUAAAGAUUAUAUUAAGGAA
This is a messenger RNA of Cheilinus undulatus (humphead wrasse), 13478 nucleotides long. It is a transcript of the gene rreb1a, whose product is annotated as ras responsive element binding protein 1a. Gene Ontology annotation, cellular component: nucleus. Gene Ontology annotation, biological process: regulation of transcription by RNA polymerase II. The transcript has 20 exons. Lineage: Eukaryota; Metazoa; Chordata; Actinopteri; Labriformes; Labridae. The record is from RefSeq and is a predicted model, not a curated record. Gene Ontology annotation, molecular function: DNA-binding transcription activator activity, RNA polymerase II-specific; RNA polymerase II cis-regulatory region sequence-specific DNA binding. The coding region runs from base 1042 to 6783 and encodes 1913 amino acids.